CUGGAGGUCUUGUUGAAGGGCAGCUUCUGUUCAGUAGCCCGAGAUCCUGCUGAGGUCCUGCACUUGUACAAGCUCUGUGUGGUGCUGGGCUGCAAGUCCAUGGCCCACACUCUUGAGCAACAGAAGUCUGAAACUGUAAUUCUUGACUGGAUACACCAUGAUGCAGGAGCCAGGUCAAGUUGCUUGGAAGGUUCUGGAUGGUUCUUCCAUGCCCAGGAGCUCAGAAUCAAAGGCCAGUCAGUGUCCUGUCUAUGAGAAAGGACACCACAGAGUAAGGGGAGGUGAGGAAGGCAGGUGAGUGUGAGGAAAGCAGACAGCCCAAGAGAGGGCAUAGGGCAGGCAGGCUAGAGGGAGGAACCAGUGUUGGGCAAGUAUGAAGGGAGAGAGGUGAUGGUGAAUGCCGACUCCCACUGGGGAGGCUGACUGGUCCUGUUCAGGGCUAGGUUUCAUGUUGGGCUCCUGGACACCAUUAUAUCCAUUUCUGUGUAUAAUAAAUACAUAAUGACCUUGCAGAUUAUUGUAUAUACUUUAACUCUGGUUGUCAUGGGUUACAUAAAGUUAAAAUAUUGCAAGACCAUUUGUGAAGUUGGAAGAGGAAUCAAGGGAUUGCAUGGGAAGAGCAGUUUGAGACAGUUUGAGCACCUACUGUAUGCUGAGAUCUGAGGUAGGACUUGGCCUUAGGGUGGAGCUGUCAUUAGUCCCAUCUUUACAAAUAGGAAGGAGGCCCGCGGAGGGGGAACUUAACCUCACCCAUGGUCACAAACUAGUACACACAGGAGCUGAAAUUGCAACUCAGGCAACUAGAGGAAGCAUGUCAGUGUACAGAAAAGGAAGAGAUGACACAGGAGUGGAUGGGAAGAACAGGACCUCUGGAAGGGACUCUGAGGACUGGUGUCCUUGAAAUGUGAACAUCCUGCAAGUGAGGCUUGAAAGGCUAUGGACGGGGGAGCCUUAACUAUAAAAGGGGUUCAUGUGUUCAAGUCUCCGAUGAGCAAGCUGGCUCCUGCUGAGCAGAUGGGACAGGAGUAAUGUGUAAACCAUACAGGAAAGAUCAAGAUGUGGUUCCUGUCUAUCCCCUAGUGGAUGGGACAAGCCAGAUACUCCUAUGGUGUGAUUGGUAGGCCCCUCGACCAGUCUCAAGAGAUCAUCAAAAGCUUCCUGAAGUAGCACCUGAGUUUUACCAGGAACAGAUGAGUAGGAGUUAACAGCAGGAGGGCAGGAAACGCCUGUGCCAAUGCUAUGCUGUUUUAGAAGUUUUAGCAGACAAGUCCCUUCCCUACUGCACAUGUACCAAGUCCUUCCUCUGCUGGGCUUCUUUCUCUGUCUACAGGUGAUUACUCCUGAGCUUGUCUGUAGCCAUUCACUGCUUCUGUCGUGCUUCCCUUAGCUUAGAUUUCUUUUGCCAUAGUCUAAAUCUCAAAGCCUGCUCUAGUGCAAGGAAUGACAAUCUGUUAGAGUGGGAAUCUCUAUGAUGUGUCCCCAGGAGGGAGAGGAUCCUGGAAACGGGCAUAACUAGCUGUACUUACACAUACUUCAACUGUGCACAUCAACCAACAUAUGUUCCCUGUAUAUUAGUUAUUAAUGCUGUUAACCGAUACUUUUGCCUCUCUUUCCAGGCACAUGGCAAGAUUGAACUUACUGUAAUUCCCUGCCCGCUGUGACUUGUUUUGGCCAUUGAUAGAAGAGCAGAAGUGAUGAAUGUCACUACCAGGUAAAAGCAUUGAGGAAGUGUUCAAUUUGCCUGACACACGUCCACUCACAGCAGCCUGGGUCUCUGUCUGACUGCAGGAAAGAGCUCCUCUUGACCCACAGUGGACAUGAUUGUGAUUGAGAAACACAUGUUUGUUAAGUUAAAUCAUUCAGAUUUGGAGAUUUUUUUUCCUCUUGUAGCACAAUAUAACUGACCCUGACACAUUUUGUCAAGCAAAGUUUGGCAGCACCAAGGUCUUUACCUCUGUUGAGUAUUUAGCACCCUGAGUGCUUUAACUUAUUUCCUACCAUGAUGGAUACCCUGACACUCUCCUUGCAAGUAAUAUAGCCUAUUUGAAUCAGCCUAAAUUCAAAAGAUAGUCACAAAACUAGUUAUAAGACACAGGCAUUUACUGAGCUAUUUAAAGACAGUCUAGAUAUCUUACACAUGUCCCAUGUGUCCACACAUGUCCAAAAGCAAGCCACUAAUGAAUCUCCCUUUCCCUGAGACAAGAUGUUCUGCCCUGUUAUCAGGCCUAGUGAAAUUGGUAGGCCAACUUCAUGGUCCUGGAUUGUAGGCAUGAUUCUGCCAUUCAGGAGUGAAUGGUGCUGGACAAAUUACACCUUUGAGCUUCAUUUCCUUUAUCUGUAAAAUGGUGAUGAUAGUAAAAAUUAUGUCAUAGAAAAGUAGCACUUGCAUACUUGCUGUAUGAGCCACUCUGCAGAGAGAACAACAACAACGUGUGGAGGUGCUUUGAAAUGGGAAAGCUCCAUGCAAAUAUUAGCUGAUUACAUUUUUAACAAAUACAUAACCAAAGAAGUAAUCCAUCCAAAAUCAAAUAAACCUCCCAAUGUUGUCAAAUCUUAAAAUCAAGCCCAGGUUUAUAUUUACAUUUCUGAGGGGGAAAAAAGUGUACCACAUCCAGAGCUCCUUCUUCACAUAGGACACAUUACUUAUUAGCUGAAGACCAUGAGUGGGGACAAGUACCUUAGAGGUUAAGUCCUAUUCAUUCAUUUUCAGGUUCAGCAAACACCUAGCAGCACUGGUGUCACUCCAUCACUUUCUAAAGAAACACACAUACAAUGGUGCCCUCUAACCUCUCUCAGCCCAGUACUGAGUCGCUUUCAGUUCAUCAGUGGAGCUGGAAGAGGUAUUGCUCAACCCCACCUCUACCCUUAUCACUAUCUGGGGAAAUGUCCCCUGCUACCUCUGUGGUCUUUGUAGUUCUGUGAGCUUCUUUCCUCAGACAGGACAGUUCCCUUUCCAGCCCUUGGGGCAGUUAGUGACCUUGCCUACAAGAGGCUUUGCCCCCAGCCACUGGGGAUGGGCCUGCCAAACCAGGAAGGCAGAGAUCCCCCCCACCCCAUAUUCUAAGUGCCUCAGGGACAUACGCAAACAAUUACAACCUGUUAGCUGCUCGUUAACUUUUCUGUUGAGAAAGGAGCUAACUUCAAGACAUGUAGGACUUGUGGGCAUUUGGCAAGUGGAAGGGGUAACGGUGAGGUGGGAUGGGAAGGGAUUGAUAUCUUUCCUCCUGUCCCAGUAAACAACACUAACACCUACCUAGUUACCUAAGCCACAGGGUUUUAAGAGUCCCUCAUAGGUGAAGAGUAAUUUGGCACAGUAAACUGCUGGUACCAUUUACUAAUACAGGACAAAAGAUGCUGGGCUCAAAUUCUGAGUCUACAACUUGCUGGUUGUAACAUGAGCAAGUUACUUAAUUUUUUUAAAUCUGUGAAAUGGGUUUGAUGGUAGCACCUGCCUCACAACACUGUUCACUGACUGUCAUUUAUUGAGUCCAGUGUUAAGUACCUGGAUUCUUUGAGGUGUUGAGUACCUAAUUCAAGGUCAUACAGCUAGCAAGUGGCAGAGCCAGGUCUGGAACCCAGAUCUGGUUCCUGAGCUGUCUUCUUCACCACAUCGUCACACUGUCUUUCCAGCGACUGUAUAGCAAAUAGAAUCAUGCUUAUAGUAUAACGUUAAGUGAAAAGAGGCCAGCAAAGUGCAAUAAUCAGUGUGCGGACAACUAUGGGGAGACGCGAAACUAAUCCACAAAUAGAAAAAGCUAACAGGAAAUGUAGCAAAUCGUUAAAUAAAAUUGUAUUUGGGUGGUUUUUUCCUAAUCACCUCUACUUUCUACAUUUUAAAAAUACACAUUUUAUUAAAAUAGUUACUACGAUAUUUAUGUAGUUGAAAAUAAUUGAGUCAACAGCUUCUCACGUUUGAAAAUUACACUGUAGUGUUAUUUCUUCUCCGCUGUAAUCUUACUUUCCUGAACGGAAACUCUUCAGUCCUCUCAGAGGCCGGGGUAGGAAGCAGGUACUGCAGCCAUGUUCCCCACCCACCUGACAGCUGACAACCUGGCCGCUUGAGCAGGCUGUCAAAAUCAGGCCUGCGACAGGGAAGUUCCAGGCAGAAUCCGGGCUACCUCCACCGCCUAGGGCUUUCUGGACAGCGCUACUUGAGAUCGGUUACUCCCACCCCCCACCCCCCCUUCCUAAAGAGCCACCCGACUGCUCUUUUGCCAGUUCUGGCUGAAUUGUCGGCUUCUGCCGGCGAGGACGCCUGCCAGGUACCUGGCUCGGCGAGCACCGCCCAAACUGGUCAGGCUAGUCUGCCCUGUGGCUGUUUCUGCCAAGACUUGCCCGUGAGUGUGUUAGAGACCCACCCUUCUCCACAGCAACCCAGGUAGGUGGAAAGGCAGCUCUGGGCACUAGCCUGGCAGUCAGGCCAGAUGGGUGGAGCUGAAUUAAUCUAACCUGGAAUUUCAACUUGGCCGGCACAACAGGCAGCGCUGCCUUCCCCACCAUCCUGACCCCCAGAGGAGAACUGUCCGGGGGAGACUCCACCCUGCCGUGCCCCGCCGCACAGCUACCUGCUCACCUCAUGCCCCGGUACUGGCUGGCUGAGGGUGAAGGACCCACCCAGCCAAGAUGAUCUCUUCCUUGAGGGGUGCUGCUGCUGUCCUCCCGCAGAUCCUGGGCCCCAGCAGGUGGGAAACUGGCCCUGGAAGCCCUGUCAGACUGCUGCAGAGGAGGUGAAGAGGCGUCCGCCCUGGAGACGGGAGCUCCGUGUCUUCCAGCCUUGUAGAUUACUGUCUUAGGAGAGGAGGACCUGUUGGUGGCCUUUUGCAGGCAGUAGGAAACUGCUGGACACUGGAUUGUGGUUCUGCACAGGACCUAUGUUCUCCGCUCUGGCAGUGUCAGCAUCAUGAGCCAGUUUCAGGUGCCCCUGGCCGUCCAACCGGACCUGCCAGGUCUUUAUGACUUCCCUCAGGGCCAGGUGAUGGUAGGGGGCUUCCAGGGACCUGGGCUUCCUGUGACUGGGAGUGAGGCCCAGCUGAGAGGGAGUGGAGAUGGGCGAAAGAAACGGAAACGGUGUGGUACUUGUGAGCCGUGCCGAAGGCUGGAGAACUGUGGGGCUUGCACCAGCUGUACCAACCGCCGCACACACCAGAUCUGCAAACUUCGCAAGUGUGAGGUGCUGAAGAAAAAAGCGGGGCUUCUCAAAGAGGUGGAAAUAAAGGCUGGUGAAGGAGCCGGGCCGUGGACACAAGGGGCGGCUGUCAAGACAGGCUCAGAGCUCAGCCCAGUUGAUGGACCUGUUCCAGGUCAGAUGGACUCAGGGCCAGUGUACCAUGGGAACUCACGGCAGCUAAGCACCUCAGGGGCGCCGGUCAAUGGUGCUAGAGAGCCCGCUGGACCCAGUCUGCUGGGGACUGCAGGUCCUUGGCGGGUAGACCAGAAGCCCGACUGGGACGCUGCCCCAGGCCCAGCUCACACUGCUCGCCUGGAAGAUGCUCACGAUCUGGUGGCCUUUUCGGCUGUGGCCGAAGCUGUGUCCUCUUAUGGGGCCCUUAGCACCCGGCUCUAUGAAACCUUCAACCGUGAGAUGAGUCGUGAAGCUGGAAAUAACAGCAGGGGCCCCCGGCCAGGGCCUGAGAGCUGCUCUGCUGGCAGUGAAGACCUUGACACGCUGCAGACGGCCCUGGCUCUUGCACGGCAUGGCAUGAAACCACCCAACUGCAACUGCGAUGGCCCAGAAUGCCCUGACUACCUCGAGUGGCUGGAGGGGAAGAUCAAGUCUGUGGUUAUGGAAGGAGCGCAGGAGCGGCCCAGGGUCCCAGGGACUCUGCCCCCUGGUGAAGCUGGCCUCCCAGCACCAAGCACCAGGCCACUUCUUAGCUCUGAGGUCCCCCAGAUACCUCCCCUGGAGGGCCUGCCCCUGUCCCAAAGUGCCCUGAGCAUCGCCAAGGAAAAGAACAUCAGCCUGCAGACUGCUAUUGCCAUCGAGGCCCUCACACAGCUCUCCUCCACCCUGCCCCAGCCUUCUCAUUCCACCUCCCAGGCUCCAUGCCCUCUCCCUGAGGCCUUGUCCCCUCCUGCCCCUUUCAAGUCUCCCCAGUCCUACCUCCGGGCUCCUUCGUGGCCUGUGGUUCCCUCUGAGGAGCACCUGUCUUUUCCUCCUGAUAGCCCUGCCUUCCCUCCAGCACCUCCUAGAACUGAGUUUCCUGAAGCCUGGGGCACUGACACCCCACCAGCGACACCUCGGAACUCCUGGCCGGUGCCCCGCCCAAGCCCCGACCCCAUGGCUGAACUGGAGCAGUUAUUGGGCAGUGCCAGUGAUUACAUCCAGUCAGUAUUUAAGAGGCCUGAGGCCCUGCCCAGCAAGCCCAAGGUUAAGGUUGAGGCACCCUCUUCUUCCCCAGCCCUGUCCUCAUCCCCCAUUCUCCAGAGGGAGGCUCCAACACCAUGCUCGGAGCCUGACACCCACCAGAAGGCCCAGACCGCCCUGCAGCAGCACCUCCACCAUAAGCGUAGUCUCUUCCUAGAACAGACGCACGAUGCCUCCUGUCCUCCUCCUGGAGAGCCUCCUGCUUCCAGCUGGUGGGCCCCACCAAGCUCACCUGCUCCACGGCCUCCAGACAGACCACCCAAGGAGAAGAAGAAGAAGCCCCUCACACCAGCUGGAGGUCUUGUGGGAACAGACAAAGCUGCCCCUGGGAUCAAGCCCAGUGUCCGAAAACCCAUUCAGAUCAAGAAGUCCAGACCACGGGAAGCGCAACCCCUCUUCUUGCCUGUCCGACAGAUCAUCCUGGAAGGGUUGAGGCCCCCAGCCUCUGAGGAAGUGCAGGCACACGCACCUGCCCCUUUCUCAGCCCCUCUCUCAGCCCCUCUCUCAGCCCCUCUCUCAACCCCUCUCUCCACGCCUCUCUCUACGCCUGUCUCUGCCCCUGCCCUUGCCCCGGCGGCCCCUGUCCCUCUCCCUGCCUCGGCCCCUGUCCCUCUCCCUGCCUCACAGGGCUCUGCUGUCCCCUUGCCCACAGAACCUUCUCUUGCGCUAUUUGCACCUAGUCCCUCCGGGGACAGCCUGCUGCCCCCUACUCAGGAAAUGAGGUCCCCCAGCCCUAUGGCCACUCUGCAGCCAGGCUCUGCUGGCCCCCUUCCCCCUGCUGAUGACAAGCUGGAAGAGCUCAUCCGGCAGUUUGAGGCUGAAUUUGGGGAUAGCUUUGGGCUUCCUGGCCCCCCCUCUGUGCCCAUUCAGGAUCCCGAGAACCAGCCAACAUGUCUCCCAGCCCCCGAGAGCCCUUUUGCUACCCGUUCCCCCAAGCAAAUCAAGAUUGAGUCUUCAGGAGCUGUGACUGUACUGUCAACCACCUGCUUCCAUUCAGAAGAAGGAGGCCAGGAGGCCACACCCACCAAGGCUGAGAAUCCGCUCACACCCACCCUUAGUGGCUUCUUGGAGUCACCUCUCAAGUACCUAGACACACCCACCAAAAGCCUGCUGGACACACCUGCCAAGAGGGCCCAGGCUGAGUUUCCCACUUGUGAUUGUGUUGAGCAAAUAGUGGAGAAAGAUGAAGGUCCAUACUAUACUCAUCUAGGAUCUGGCCCCACAGUAGCUUCUAUCCGGGAACUCAUGGAGGAGCGGUAUGGAGAGAAAGGGAAAGCCAUCCGAAUCGAGAAGGUCAUCUACACUGGGAAGGAAGGGAAGAGCUCCCGCGGGUGCCCCAUUGCAAAGUGGGUGAUCCGCAGGCACACGCUAGAAGAGAAGCUGCUCUGCUUGGUGCGGCACCGGGCAGGCCACCACUGCCAGAACGCUGUGAUUGUCAUCCUCAUCCUAGCCUGGGAGGGCAUCCCCCGCAGCCUGGGAGACACCCUCUACCAAGAGCUCACUGAUACCCUCCGGAAGUAUGGGAACCCCACCAGCCGGAGAUGCGGCCUCAAUGAUGACCGGACCUGCGCUUGCCAAGGCAAAGACCCUAACACCUGUGGUGCCUCCUUCUCCUUCGGCUGCUCUUGGAGCAUGUACUUCAAUGGCUGCAAAUACGCUCGGAGUAAGACACCUCGCAAGUUCCGCCUCGCGGGGGACAAUCCCAAGGAGGAAGAGGUGCUCCGGAAGAGUUUCCAGGACCUGGCCACUGAAGUUGCUCCCCUGUAUAAGCGGCUGGCCCCUCAGGCUUAUCAGAACCAGGUGACCAAUGAGGAAAUAGCGAUCGACUGCCGCCUGGGGCUGAAGGAAGGGAGGCCCUUCUCGGGGGUCACAGCCUGCAUGGACUUCUGCGCCCACGCCCACAAGGACCAGCAUAACCUCUAUAAUGGGUGCACUGUGGUGUGCACCCUGACCAAGGAAGACAAUCGCUGUGUGGGCCAGAUUCCCGAGGAUGAGCAGCUGCAUGUGCUCCCCCUGUACAAGAUGGCCAGCACGGAUGAGUUCGGCAGCGAGGAGAACCAGAACGCCAAGGUGAGCAGUGGGGCCAUCCAGGUGCUCACCGCCUUCCCUCGAGAGGUCCGGCGCCUGCCUGAACCUGCCAAGUCCUGCCGCCAGCGACAGCUGGAAGCCAGGAGGGCAGCAGCCGAGAAGAAGAAGAUGAUUCAGAAGGAGAAGCUGAGCACCCCUGAGAAGAUCAAGCAGGAGGCCCUGGAGCUGGCUGGGGUCCCCACUGACCCAGGCCUGUCCCUGAAAGGUGCAUUGUCCCAGCCAAGCCUGAAGCCUUCCCUCAAGCUGGAGCCGCAGAACCACUUCAGCUCCUUCAAGUACAGUGGCAACACAGUGGUGGAGAGCUACUCGGUGCUGGGCAAUUGCCGGCCCUCUGACCCCUACAGCAUGAACAGUGUCUACUCCUACCACUCCUACUAUGCACAGCCCAGCCUGACCUCCGUCAACGGGUUCCACUCCAAGUAUGCUCUUCCGUCGUUUGGCUAUUAUGGCUUUCCAUCCAGCAACCCCGUCUUCCCCUCACAAUUCCUGGGUCCUGGUGCCUGGGGGCACAGUGGCAGCAGUGGAAGUUUCGAGAAGAAGCCAGACCUCCAUGCUCUGCACAACAGCCUGAGCCCGGCCUACAGUGGUGCUGAGUUUGCUGAGCUGCCUGGCCAGGCUGUUUCCACGGACACCCACCACCCCACUCCUCACCACCAGCAGCCUGCUUACCCAGGCCCCAAGGAGUAUCUGAUUCCCAAGGCCCCCCAGCUCCACCCAGUGUCCAGGGACCCCUCUCCCUUUGCUCAGAGCUCCAACUGCUACAAUAGAUCCAUCAAGCAAGAGCCAGUAGACCCAUUGGUCCAGACCGAAGCUAUACCCAGAGACCCUGGUAAGAUGGGCAAAAUACCUUUGCCCGAAGCAUCUCAGAAUGGGGGACCCAAUCACCUAUGGGGACAGUACUCAGGAGGCCCAAGCAUGUCCCCGAAGAGGACUAACAGUAUGGGUGGCAGCUGGGGUGUGUUCCCUCCUGGGGAGAGCCCUGCCAUUGUCCCUGACAAGCUCAGUUCUUUUGGGACCAGCUGCCUAACCCCUUCUCACUUCCCAGACGGCCAGUGGGGACUGUUUGCUGGUGAGGGGCAGCAGCUGGCUGCCCACCCCGGAGGACGGCUGCGAGGCAAAUCAUGGAGCCCCUGCAAGUUUGGGAACAGCACCUCGACCUUGGCUGGGCCCAGCCUGACUGAAAAGCCCUGGGGGGUAGGGGCAGGGGAUUUCAACUCUGCCCUGAAAGGCAGUCCUGGAUUCCAAGACAAGCUGUGGAAUCCAGUGAAAGGGGAGGAGGGAAGAAUUCCCACCCCUGGGGCAAGCCAUCUGGACAAGGCCUGGCAGGCCUUUGGGGUGCCCCUGGGCUCCAGUGAGAAGCUCUUCGGUGUCCUGAAGUCUGAAGAGAAGCUGUGGGAUCCCUUCAGCCUGGAGGAGGGGACAACUGAGGAGGCCCCCACCAAGGGGGCAGUGAAAGAGGAGAAGGCCAGUGCGGAGGAGGAGGAGGAGGAACUGUGGUCGGACAGCGAACACAACUUCCUGGACGAGAACAUCGGCGGCGUCGCCGUGGCCCCUGCUCACGGAUCCAUCCUCAUUGAGUGUGCCCGGCGGGAGCUACAUGCCACCACACCACUCAAGAAGCCCAAUCGCUGCCACCCCACCCGCAUCUCGCUGGUCUUCUACCAGCACAAGAACCUCAACCAGCCCAACCACGGGCUGGCCCUCUGGGAAGCCAAGAUGAAGCAGCUGGCGGAGCGGGCACGGGCACGGCAGGAGGAGGCCGCACGGCUGGGCUUGGGACAACAGGAGGCCAAGCUCUAUGGGAAGAAGCGCAAGUGGGGGGGCGCCAUGGUCCCCGAGCCCCAGCACAAGGAGAAAAAGGGGAUCGUCCCCACCCGGCAGGCACUGGCCGUGCCCACAGACUCAGCGGUCACCGUGUCCUCUUACGCCUACACGAAGGUCACUGGCCCCUACAGCCGCUGGAUCUAGGUGCCAGGGAGCCAGCGUACCUCAGCGUCGGGCCCAGCCCGAGCUGCCUCUGUGGUGCUUUUGCCCUCACACCUGGGGGCGGGUUGGGGGUGCAGAAGUCUUUCUAUCUAUAUAUACAUAUAUGGAUAUGCCUAUCAUAUAUAUGUAUUUAUGGUCCAAACCUCAGAACUGACCCGCCUCUUCCUUCCCCCCACGUCCCCAGCACUUUGAAGAAGAAACUACGGCUGUCGGGUGAUUUUUUCCGUGAUCUUAAUAUUUAUAUCUCCACGUUGUUUUAUUUUUCCCCUUGUUGGAGGGGCUUUUAUUUUCUUUGUUUUUAAAACUCUAUCCUUGUAUAUCACAAUAAUGGAAAGAAAGUUUAUAGUGUCCUUUCACAAAGGAGUAGUUUUAAAUUCCAUUUAAAAUGUGUAUUUAUUGGAUUUUUUAAAAGCGACAAUAGUAAUGGUAACGGAUGGGCAGGAAAGGCCAGCAGUACUGUUCCCACCGGCACGUCCGGCCUCUUGGGAGCUGACAGGUUCUCUCGGCCAUCUGCCCAGGUGAGCCAAGUGCAGUGUGUAGCCCCAGUCUAUCCCUCCCUCCCCGUGGGCAGGGAGCCGCCAGACCAGCUGCUGUCCUCUCCCGGAGGAUGGGAGAAGCUGCAGACAACCGUCUGGGGCCCCCUCCCAGUCAGCAGUUGGGCAGAGGCACCCCAGGCCCAGCCCAGGAUAUGCUGGCAUGGGUCUCCCCAGAAACCAGGUUGAAGGUAGACAGCUUCAAGCUUGCCAGUCUCCACACUGAGUCCUCUCUGUCCGUUAUUUAUCAAGUCCACAGGAUGUCAUGGUUCGCUAGGCAGCAGCACCUCAUGCUGAAGCUGGAGUUGAAAGGCUCCUAGAGCCCUCUCCGCCAUGUCAAUAAGGCAAUGAAUACUGGGCCGAAGGAAUUUGUCUUAGUGGCAAUUUUUAAAAAAUCGCCCCAAAGUCUAUGCUGAUACCGAAAAAGGGCUACUGUAUCUCUUAACACAGAAGUUGAACCCAAGCUGUGAAGAGCCAAGCUGGCUCUGUGCGUGGAGUUGUACAGAGCCUGGUGCUGUAGUGUUGUGCUGGGACUUUGACUCUUGGGCAGGUUGCAUCCUGCAGGAGCUCAGCAAACCAGUGUAACAGCAGUUAACACAUCUGUCCUUUCCUGGAUCUCCACAUUGGACAAUGGUGCAUGCCUCCCGGCCCACCCCUCCUGCUGUCUGCAGGGGCAGGGCCUACACUUAAAGUGCAAGAGUCAAACAUUUUCAACAGGUUGCUAUGAUUUUCCUCCCUCAUUGGUGCCAGUUCUCCAUUGGAUCAUUUUCUUUUUUUCUUCCUUCUCUUUCCAUCCCCUGUAACACACCCAUUCUAAAAUUCUGGUGCAUUCGUUUAGUUCUUUGAAAAGAGAAUGUGGUGCUUAAUUUUUGUGACAUUGUUGAGAGAGGUUGGGGCAGACAGUUGGAAGCAACACUCAUCUACAGCCAGUCAGACUUCUUGGAGUACUUGUUUUUCCUGUGGUAUUGGUGGAAAUGAUCUCAAGCUACCCAUGUGGACGUGUGUGGUGAAUGGGGGCUUCAUCUGGACACACGGGGUGUGGCUACACAGUGUGUGACGGCCAAGCAGGUAUUUAUUAAGCAGUUUUAUUCAGAUUAGGGUCUUCAUGAAUUGAGUUUAACAAUCAGAUGACAGUACUAACGGCAAGCUCCUGAGCCUCCAGGUGCCUUGUGUAAGAGCUGAGACCGAUCCGCUGGGUGUUUACUGUAACCUUUCGGAAGCACUGGCGGAGAGUCGCUGUAAGAUGUCCUGAACAUUUAUGUGGUCUGGUUUUAACUGUAAAUAGUGAAAAGAUUUUUUUAAGCACUUUUGCCUAGAUUUAAACAGCAACUUGAAAAAAAAAAGUACGUUUUAACAUGUAAUUGUGGGAGAAACUGUAAAUAGUAGCUGAAUAUUUAACGUGCUUUGUCUAUCCUCCACUUUUACCAUAUUCUGUAAAGUUGCAUUUAUUUUACAGGACAAAAAUGAAAUAUUAUUGCUUUUGAAAUAAAUACCCAAGAGCUUAUCAGGAUUUAGAAUCUAUUCAGAACUCAGAUUUAUAGGAAAACCUCUGACCUUCAGUCUGACAAGCUAAAGGAAGCAGAGUCUUUAAUGAGCAUGCUAAUUUUCUAGUUUUGAGGAAAAGUUGGGUCCUUUAAAUGCUAUUUUGCUUAUCGCAUCAGUACUUUUAUGCAGGUCUCAUUUGACUCCGUGCUUAGGUAGAUGCGGGGGUGCCUUGAAAACUUCAUUUUAAAUGAUCUUAAGCAAGAAAUACGAUAUUUUACAAAACGUGGAGAAUGUGACCGUCUGUGUGACCCAUGGAAGCCCCAGGUUGGCUGUUGGUUUGGAAGGUCCCGAGUGUAACCUAGAUGAUUCUGACACUUGGCAUGUGUGGAUCUCUGAUGUUUGUUAACUAUGCUCUUCCCCUUGUCACCCUUUGGUAGCAAAGCCAUUAGAUGAAAGGAGAAACCAAUACAAGUUACUAGCAUGUGAUGUCUGUCCCCAGCCCACACAGCCUUGGGUCGUUAGCUUCAGGGCUGGAACCAGGCUGCUGAGAGGCGAGUCAAGAGGCGGGCGCGUGGGGUGCACCCACGCCCCUCUGAGCAGGGUCCCGAGAGUUAGCUGGUGCUGUUGCCGUGCUCAAACCCAUGCUGAUUUUUACACACUACAUGUAUAACCUACCUCAAAUCUCAGUCAUUGAAAUUAGCAUGCUUUAGACGUAUAUUUAAAAAGUAACUAUGCACAGCUCUUUAUCCCCCCUUUGCUGCUCAAGGCUUCUUAAAGAAAAAAAUCAAAUUUUUAUUUUUUACUGGCAUUAUCAUUUUUUAAGUACUAAAGAUGGUUGACAAACAUUUUUAUCACGAGAAGAAAAAUAAAGCCAUUGCAACUAAAGAACCUAACAGCAUGACCAAGUUUUAAGAGUAACAUAGCAACAGAAAAUGAUGGAGUCUUGUAGUCAUCUCCCCGUGUGCCCGUCCACAGACACCAUCCACAUGGAGUGCAAAUGUUUGGUUCCUUUCUUUUGCUUUGUUUUGUUUCCCCUACCUCUUGCGUGUAAGGGAAGUACUUGCAAAGUUCUGUGCUAAGAGAUUGUUGGAUUUUUUUUUUUAAAGUAAAGAUCACUUUGCAGCAAGGUCUCACCCAAUAACUGGUGCUAGCUCAAGAAACCAUCAUCUUACCAUCGGAAAGCUUGACUAACAGUGUUGCAUAGAUUUGGGAGGUUUUGUUUGGGGUCUGGUUUUUAGCAAGGCCUCAGUUCCCCACACCUGGCUUCCUGGGUGCUGCUUUGCCUUCUCCCCGAUAUGGACAGUGGUGUGCAUGGAAAGGUUUCCUACCUGCCUCUUCUGAUCCUUCCCUUGCCUCUUUUGGAAAUAGUAGUUUGCAGAGCAGGGAUUUUUAAAGCACUCUCGCAAGGAAAGAAGUCACAAGCUUAAUUGCUUUGUAUCAGACAGCAGUAGAUGAGUGAGGAUGGUUGACAGUGAGUAGAUGGUGAUCUGAUUUCUCUGGCAGAAACCCAUCCAGACUUGCAUCUUGACAUUUAACCACCCUGUGAUCCCAACCCAAGGCAAAGCUGGUGGAAAACUCUGAUAUAUCCCUGAUGUGCCUCAACCAAUAUCUCUUUCCUUUUGUUACUGAAGUGUGUUCUAUGGACUAGGAAGCAUUUUUAUGAGUUGAAAUAGUCUAAAUAAAAUGGUGCUAUGGUGUUUUAAUGUGACUGUCCCUGAUCCUGUCUCGCUGAGGUGCUAUCAACGUUCUGAAACCACAACCAACCAAAAACAAGGUGGGCUCCAGUCUCUCGGCUUUUUUUGUUCCUCCUCGUUUGGUGCUGUCUUCUUAGACCUCUGUUUACCAUGCUAUAAUCUGCUCUGAGCAGUUUUAGUUUUGUUUUAUUGUUCUUCCCUUGGUGGCCAAACAAAGAAAGGCAAGUCAAGAAGGCGAGGCCCCUUGCUGAGGGGCCGGCCUCGCUUGGCGGGUGCUUUGGUUUCACGCCUGUCUUCUCAGGCCCAACGGGAAGGCAAAGACAUGCAGUGAUUUCUCUGAGGAAGGGAGUCGGGGGCUCCUGCCUUGUAUAGCACAGCGUGUGUCUUAGCCAGAGCUGCGCAUCCUUCUCCUGCGGCCCAGGUGCUGAGCAGAUGUCUGUCCCUGGGAGUCUCAAUGGGGGCCCAUGGAGUGGGUGCACAGGGAGCUGUUUCCUCACCUGGCAGGGCUCGGGACCGUGGUGGGCGAGGAGUUCAUUCCUGUGCUCCUUCCAGCCUUGGCCCCAGUGUGGCUUCUCCUGCUUGUCCGUCCCUCGUGUUCGGACGAAAGGCAGGAGCUUUCUUUGUCCCUUGAUGUCACUGAGGCUGCUUUUAGUUGGUGCUAAAUUUCUCCGUGGGUCCACAGAAGUUGAUGUUUUUAAGAACUCAAUAGGAAGCUCCAUUUUUGCAUCAUCCACUGUCACAAUUUUUUUUUUUAAAUACCUCAAAAACGGGACAUUGUGACAACUUAGUAGAUUCCAUGAAGGUCUAAUACCUGCAGGUUAUCUGUUUGAUGACAUAGCUGACCUUGAAGAUCUGGAGUCAUUUUGGUUUUGAUUCUUAGUGAAAAUGGCAGAAGGCAUAAAGGAAGGAAUGUGGCUGACUCUGUUUCCUUUUUAAGUUCUGCUUUCGAAUAAAAUGUGAAUUUCCUAUGCCCAUCUCACUGAGCUUUCUCAGUCAUCGUUGCUGUCAUUUGCAGUGACUCCCUCAAGAUCUAGUCUAUUAGCCAGCGCAUCUGCUGUAAUUCAUGGCCGACUUCAACAUGUCCUGGACCAAAAUAACAUUUUUGAGGUGCACACCUCAGCAUAGGUUCUACAGCCCCACACCUGCACAUGCAUAGCUUUCUCCACGAGUGCGGGCCCGCCUGGCACGCCCAGCACUUCCUCCCACAGAGCUGCCAGCAAGAGCAAAGCAAUAGGCUUCUCCCCUGAGCAGAGACCUCAGUGCAGAAAUGCCAGGUCUAAAGUUGAUUUUUGCCUAAGAAUCAGCAAGCUAUUUGGCCUACUUCCUCAUUUGCUUCUACUCUGAUAUCAGGGAUGCUUUUUGUAGUGGUAUUGUUUGUGCUCUCCUCAUUUUGACUAACCUGUCAUUCAGGGGAAACUCAUCACUCUUCACAUGGGGACUUAAAAUAUGAAUUGGCUCAUUUGAACAUUCCAAAUUGUCUUAGUUCAAUACCUUUUCAUUCUUUUUUUUUGAGGGGAAAAGAGGAGAAAAACAGGAGUGAUGUCAUUUCUUUUUCAUGUAUUUAAUUAGAGAAACAAGGACUGGUUGUCUUGUGGCAUAUUAAUGCAUUAGACUUAAUCUAGAACCCCUGUAGCUUUCUGGUGUGUUUUAUUUCUUAUCUCUUUGAAUUCCUGUUUGGUUACUUGGCUUCCAAUGGAGGUGAAUUUAACAACCAUACUUGAAUAUUCCGUCUUGACUUUGUAAACUGUGGCUACUUGAAAUGAAGUUUAUCUGGGGUUGAUGGAUGAAUGAUAGAUUUUUGCAAUGUCUCAAGGCAAUAGGAUGUGUAUUAAACUGUAGAUAUUCUUAGUACAGUAAAUUUAUGCUGAUAAUUUUAUUUUGUAUAAUUUUUAUCUUUUUGUUAAUAUUUUUUCUUCCACUUUAUUGGUUUGCCUCCUGAGCUACCCCUCCUUACCCUCCCUUUUCCCCCAGUGUUUCAGUAAAUUUAAUUUAGGGUGCCUAGAAAUUGCAAGUAUGUAUCCUUUUUUGAUUUGUAUUUUAUUAUAAUUUACACAAACAACUGGGUUUGUGAACUGUAUUACUCCUGGUAUCUUUAAAAUAUUGUGGGUGUUUUAAUAAAUUUUAUAUUUAUUUUUUGCA
This is a messenger RNA of Chinchilla lanigera (long-tailed chinchilla), 16289 nucleotides long. RefSeq names its product tet methylcytosine dioxygenase 3 (gene Tet3). Gene Ontology annotation, cellular component: nucleus. Gene Ontology annotation, molecular function: DNA 5-methylcytosine dioxygenase activity; DNA binding; zinc ion binding. NCBI's taxonomy places the organism in Eukaryota, Metazoa, Chordata, Mammalia, Rodentia, Chinchillidae. The coding region runs from base 4901 to 10420 and encodes 1839 amino acids. Gene Ontology annotation, biological process: oxidative demethylation; positive regulation of transcription by RNA polymerase II. The record is from RefSeq and is a predicted model, not a curated record. The transcript has 12 exons.